This is a messenger RNA of Aspergillus glaucus CBS 516.65, 513 nucleotides long. RefSeq lists its product as uncharacterized. Bases 1 to 513 code for a protein of 170 amino acids. Lineage: Eukaryota; Fungi; Ascomycota; Eurotiomycetes; Eurotiales; Aspergillaceae. The transcript has 2 exons. The record is from RefSeq and is a predicted model, not a curated record.
AUGUCAACCCUCAACCUGCCCCCGUACCGCAAUCCCGAAGACUCCGAUAAAUACGACACCAAACCCCUCCCUCCUCGAUUCCUCUACUCCCUAGACGACGACAACCACUCCGAGCAAAUGAAAGACCACCUAGAAGGCCUAGACUACGGAAACGCCCCCCAGCCGAGUGGUCUCAGUGCUCUCCAUCAACUUCUACCGGAUAGCCCUGAAUACCUGGGUUUAGAAGAAGAGCCUAUUGAGGGACCGGAUAAGCCGGGGAUUUUGAUACAUUCUGCUGCACAAUGGGUCAUGCGGCCUGAUGAGUGUCGAUGGGUUUAUGGGCAGUAUAAGAAGGCAGAGAAUGAAGGUAUAACUGAACUGGGAGUGUGGAGUAUGGGGCGUUGGAGGGAGUGGAUGAGACUGUUUGGGUUUGUCAUGUCGGAUAAGCGGUUUGUGCAGAAGGCCAGGGCUAGGGGUGUUGCUGAACGGGCGUAUAGACAGAUGCUUAUGAUUGAGGAGUAUGAGCAUAAUUAG